Drosophila melanogaster (fruit fly) is the source of this 6384-nucleotide messenger RNA. RefSeq lists its product as uncharacterized. NCBI's taxonomy places the organism in Eukaryota, Metazoa, Arthropoda, Insecta, Diptera, Drosophilidae. The transcript is spliced from 2 exons. The record is from RefSeq and is marked reviewed. Bases 56 to 6235 code for a protein of 2059 amino acids.
ACGAUUUAUGCUGUAAAUAGGCAAAUAUAAUUUAUAAUAUUAUUAUUAAAGCAAAAUGGCCAUUCAACCCAAUCGAAGAAAGAGAAGGCACGAGGAGACAACUGCUGAGCAAGAGGAUGAAGGUGAAGUGGAGGUGCCCAAAAAACUGGCCAAGGAGUCCGACACACCGAAGAAAAAGAAAAAGAAGGAUAAAACUAAGGAAUCAUUCGAUGAAUCCACGCUGGAAAGCACUGAAACCGAUCCUGCUGACUCCACUCCAUCAAAGAAGAAGUCUAAAAAGACAAAGACAUCCGACACAAGUGUAGAACAACAGGUGGAAGUGGAGAUGGCUGAGGAUGAAAUAAGUCGCGAUUCCGGGAUUGAUCCCGAAGAAUCCCGCAUACACUUUCCCAACGACUUUAAGAUGAUGCACUUUCGAACCAAGCUUCGCGGCAAUAACUUCAUAACAGAACUGCGACACUUCCUGCACAUGUGCUCAACCACGCGUCCUAAGCUUGCGGCUAAGUACAUAGAAAAGCGUGGAAAGCCCUUGGAGUUAGCAGAAGCAUUCGAAAGGAUCGAUAAGACUAAUUUAUUUCACGUGGACUACCUCACAGAGGCUUUGCACCGAGUUUUGAUGGAAAUACUUACCAACCAGAAGAGCCACAUGGAGUCGGCUGUCCACGGGUGUAGAUAUUUUCUCAAGGUUCACGGAGGAGUGCUCGAAAAUCAAAUGAAAUCAAUGCAGCUAGGCCAUCGGCGUAAUGCCCUAAAACUGCUCACCGCUAUUGUGUGCGUGGAGCCUCAAUUGGCCCGCCAAGUUCUGAAUUCGUAUGAUGUGCUUUCCAACGUGACUGUGACGCAGAAAUUGCUGUCCCAUGAAAAAAGUGAAUACCAAUGCGAGGAUACAGUGCGCAAAGCGUUUAUUCUCUUUAUUUUGGCCUUCCUGGUCGAGGGCAAUACUCUACUUAUCCGGAACAUCCUGGAUCGAGGGCAACUAAUUGGUGUGCUGGCCAAGGGAUUGGUUUACGAUGACCACGUAACCGUCUGCGUGGUGCUUAACGCACUACGGCAAUAUGUGCUGGAGAACCCCGAAAUACAGAAGACCAAAAAGGUUCUGGUUUUCGAUUUAGAGUGCUGCAAAAAUCUGCGUCGCCUCUACGAUUGGGAGGGACCCAUGGGACUCAAGGUGAUGUUUGCUAAAUCGAAACAUGUUUCUAAGAUACCUCCAAACCCACAGGAGGCGGAAGCGGUAUCGGCUGCCGUUCACGAACUCCUGCUAGUCCUUUUGACUUCCCGCAAGCACGGCAUCUGCUUUGAUGCGAUGACGCACUACCGCCAAAAGCAAAACAAACUGCAGGGCAGAUUACUUGGCUCUCUAUUCAAGCCCUACGAUAAUCCGCGCAAAGUGGAUUUGGUUAUUCAAACACUAACUGCUUGUCCAGACUUGGGACGCAAUACAGUGAGGAAUUGUUCCUCUCUGCUCAGUCCGGUCAAAACCAAGCCGAAAGAUUUGCCCAUAGCUGUGGCGUUUCUCGCCCAAAUCAUUAAUGCAGUCCCGCCCAGUGCUCUAUCAGCAGCAUUCGAUAAGAUGACCCUAACGGAUUUCUCAUUUUGGAUCAAGGAGCUGUGUUUGCCCAUCGAAGCUUUGCUUCACAUUACGGGUAAGAAGUACCUGAGCGAUCCAGACUUCAAUUUGAGAUUGGCUGUACUGCGUCUGCUGCUUUCCAUGAUGAAACAGUACAGCAACUAUAUGAAUGCCAUUGCUGUCCGAGAGCAAUCAAAAAAAGCCGGCAACUCGCUGCGUAAAUUUAAGUUCGAUUUACUUAACCAUCUGCUGGUGCAUUUUCCCACUAUCGAGUCCAUCCUAUAUUCGCUUUACAUGUUCAUCAAACAGAAAAACGUGGAAGGAGUGAAUGUACUUGAGAGUUUAUCAAUCACUUUAGAUCUGGUGAUGCUACUCUGCAAGGAGAAUCGAGCGUUUGUGAAUAAGACAAGUCAGAUUCUGGAUUAUUUGGAUGUGUUGCGACCCCUAUACGAAACUGAUUUUGACAAACUGAAUCAACCGGAAGAGCUCUUGAAGAUUCAAUUAGAACUGAAGUCGAUUAAAACCAUCCUGCUGCUCUUUCCGCACUCCUUGAACCCAACCCAACCGCUUUUCGGGAACGUAUUCAAAUCAUUCAUAAAAGCCUACAUGUUGGAGGAAAAAUCAAUCAAAUCGGAGUCUGGAAACAUAUUGAGUCGGCUGUUCCAAAACACAGGGAUGUUUGACUCCUGCAGGCAUGAGAUCAAUAUCUGGAUAGAGGCCCUUAUUGGAUUCGGUCCCGCUACGGUGACCAACGUAGUAGAGAUUCUGCUGACCAUACUCUGUUUGGAUUGGAGACAGAUUGAGCUUCCUGAACAAAGCGUUACGGAUACUGCCAUAAUCACCAAGAACCUGAGCAAAUUGUUUGCUCAAAUUGAGCAAGGUCAAACAGUGCAAGCUUAUGUGGAAACUCUUACCCUUAGCAAGAUGAUGCCGCUGUUGCUAAAGGGUGUAGAAUUGGAGGAACCAUACGACGAAUAUGUGGAGCUAGUAUUUGUUCUGCUUUUCCACUAUCACAGCAAGCCGGAAAUAGUGCUGCAAAUGUACGAGGAUAACUUAAGCAAGCACACUAACUAUAUGAAGAGUUGGCUGCCUGGUGAAGGAAAUGGUAAACCAAAGAAACUUCCCCACCUUAUAUUUGAUAAAUGGCCCUUGCUUAAGCAAAUGCGAAAGGUUAGCACCGAAAGUGAAAACAUGUCAUUCGAGCAGGUAUUUAAAAUGGAUGAUACGGAAAACAACUUCGAGCUACAACUAGAAGAGGGCCAGACAAUGUUGUUGCAUUCCUCCCUCGGAAAUCCACGUCGCAAUAUGAUCUACGUCCAGGAUUUGCUUUUCGUUUUUAGCCAUUUCUUCACCAGCCAGAAAUUAAGCAAACCUCAAGCAGAGCUGACAGCAGAUUUUCUUAUUAAAUUCCUUCAAAUUGCCAGUCAGGUAGAUGGGCCAGAAGAAGUUCAGGAGUCGGAUGAUGAGCAGCAGGACGAAAAUUUUACUCAAAGUAUGCUGCACUAUAUAUUUAACCAUCGUCUGUGGCAAUUGCACCCCACUGAAUUGCUUAGUGAGACGAGCGAAUCUCGCUUGAACUAUGUUAUCUUCCUCAGGAGAUUAAUGGAGCAUUGCCGCAGCUUGCCUCGAUUCGAGACCUAUACUGCCAACUAUCGCUUGCACUUGAUUAAGACCCUGGAUAUUGCUUUGGAUACACCGGUGGACCAGUUGGGAAAUCAGCAGCAGCUCGACGAGUGUGUGAAAUUGGUGGAUUCAUUUGAAUUCAAUUCUGAUCAAUGCUCUCAAAUGCUGGACUUGCUAACAACCAAAGUGCAAGCAAAGGACUGCAUUCCGAAUGGUAAACCAAAUCAUUACUUUGAUCUACUUCUACGUUUGCUGGGUCGAUUGAACACGUUAAAGGAGCCCAUUGAUUGCGGGAAGUCAUUUAAAUUAAUCCUGACCUUCUACAAGGACUUCGGCGAGCUGAAUGAACAGCAACUGGAACCAUUUGAGUUGGCCGUCUUGGAGUUUUUGCUCAAUUACCAUCAUCACAUGGAUGAGUGCGACAGUGAGUUCUUUGCCUGUUUCUUUACAUCCUCUCGAAAACUCAGCAAAUCCGCCAUUCGUUUGGCCUGCUUGCUGCUCGAGCGCCAGCCCCGAUUAGCUGAAACAUUCGCAGAGUUACUGCCAAGCAAUUUGGAGCAAAAGGAUUUGGUGUACCCCCUCCUGGAUAUUGCUCUGACGAAGAACUAUCAGAUACCUCUACCAGUGCUUCAACGUUGCUAUCAGACCUACAAGAACGGCUUCAUGAAGAGCAUCGAGAAGCCACAGAAGGCUGCCCUAAUUUACCGGGAGCAUUCGGAGGCUAGCGCUCUUCUUAUUGCACUUUGCAUGCCAAAGUCUGAGUGCUUCGAUUACUGCCAGAAACAACUGAAGCUCGAUUCCGUGGAACUUUUCCAGGUGCGAGUCCUGCGUGAGAUUUACUGGCAGGGCUUUGCUGCCGCUAAGGAUGAAAAGCAAAAGGCCACCGUCUUUGUUAAUUAUAUAAACCUUAAUGUUCAACUGUUAGCACUGGAUUUGAAGAAACAGGCUUUGGAUCUGCCUAAGCUAGAGCAAAUCUCGUGGAACUGUUACGAGUGGUGGAAGACGAAUCGGACCGACGAUCUACCCUUGGACUGGAGUCGCUUGCAAAAGAACCCGCAGUGGCUUAACUUUUGCAAGAGUAGCUUAAAGUUGGCCCUUCACCUCGGCGAGGAACGAUUGCCACUUCAGGAUGAAACAAAUGGGCUUGUUCUAAAGCUGAUGGCCUUCCUGUGUGAUGGAAUGUAUGAUGAAUAUAAGGAGGAUGCACAGCAGGAGGAGGAUGCAACACCAACACUUCUAUACGAAAUGAUUUGCACGCACUCCUGCUGUUUUGACCAUCUCUUAGGCAAGCCAAGUGAAACCAAAACGCACAUUUUACACCUAAUGGAGGUGUUGGCCAGAAAGGCUCCUAGUGCCCUGCAAUCUGAUCACAUACCCGUAAUCCUUGGCUCCUAUCAUGCAAAACUGUCACCUGCGGAUCGAUAUGGAUUAGCACUGCUGGAGCACUACGAACGCUUUGACGUGGGCUUGGAUAAGUUUAGACCUUUCAUUUGGGGCGAAAGUGCUGUGGCCCAUUAUGCCCUGAGGGCUGCGGACGAGGAUGUGCGAACCAGGCUGCAACAGCAGGAGACGAAUGUGGCUCAGGUGCUAGCCCUGAUUGUUCGAGAGACUAGCGAGUACACCAUUGAAAAUUUCCCGAUUUGGAGAAGCCUCCAUGCUAGCCAACAACUACCCUCCACGGAGUUUCAAAAUCCUGCUAAGAAAUCCAUGAGCUUUGGCGACAAUCAGUUGGAGCAAAUGGUGGAGCAGGGUCAGCUAGAUUUCCCACAGGAUUUACGACGAAUUUGCCCGAAGCGCGAGACUAUAUACGAGACCUGCUACGAUCCCGCCUUCCUGUUACCCCUGAUGAUGCACUGCUUUGCACCCGAGUCCGUAGUGUGGGCCCGUUGGCCUGUCCAGAAUGGAUUACUGGCGAUCACCUUCUGCGGUCUAUCAUCUCUGGACAAGGACAUGAGACUGGCGGCUGCCAGUUGCCAGCAACGCUAUCGUGCUCAUUUCGAGCUCUCCAAUUUCUACGAGCGUCCGCUGUGGACGCAGGCCUAUGAGAACAUUCAGGCAGGAUUGGCUGAUCUGAGAAACUCCUGGCUGGCACAGAGGAGAACGCAUGGCGGAACGCCUAGAGUUCCUUUGAUUCCUGGCCUGUUUAUCGCUCACAGCUUUAAUUUGAGCACAGAGCCAACGCAUUUGCUGUACAAGCGACUGAUGAUGUAUUUGCGGCUGAAACAGAGCUUCAACUUUCAAACGAUACCCGACUUCAAUGUUUUCUUCUACUCCCAGGAACCAGAGCACCAGCAGUACCGCGAGUUUAUCGUGGAGUUGCUUAGAUGCGGCAUUAAGUGCAGCGCCGACCUUUUCCUGCUGGUAUCCACCAAUACGUUCAAGGUCCUCCUUGGAUUCUACGGCUCCAGUUUGGCCAGUUUGGAAACGAAUCUGCUGCUGCUUUCGGUGCUCUCCACAUGCGUCAAAAUUCCCGGAGCUGUGAAAAUCAUGCUGGAGCACGUAGGCAUCCUGUCCUGGCUGGUGGGCGUAAUCCGCGACACAGAGUUCCAUCAGUUCGAUAUCAUCGAGGGUGUCAUCAGCAUCCUCAACAAUCUGUGGUAUGCCUUGGCCGCGUCCCGUUCGGAACUGACGGAUUACGACCACAUCCAGUUGCGAGUUUACCGUCUGGUGUUGCAGCUACUGCCGCUGCUCUCUCCACGGAUAUCAGUUCCUGGCUUGGGUCGCCUGUUCAACGUUCUGUGGAAAACUGGCUCGGCCUGUGGCCAGCAUCGUGCCGUGUCCGCCACCCAAAUGGAUACCCUGCUGGAGUGCGUUUCACGCCAAUGGCCCGAUCAGCUGGCGAGUGUGCGUUAUGUACGGAGCUUUGGCAGCGCUGGCGCCUGUUCGCGUUCCGAAUACUGCGACUGGCUGGCCAAGGAUCAAAAGCUGGAGACUCCUGCCGUCCUCGCGUUGUCCAGUCUGCGGGAAUAUGUCAUUGACUGGGCGCAAGCGCAUAAAUCGGAGAGUGACGGGGAAACCAAGCUGCUGGUGGAACCAACGGAGUAGCGAUUUUUUAUUGUUUUUGCUUAGGUUAAGCUAUAAAAUUGUGUUAACUGUAUAGGCACUUAAAAUCAUCGAACCAUUAAAUUGUAUGCAAUGAAACGACAAAUCUAAAUCUUAUACUUUUUCCUGUGUAAAUAAUAAUUCAGUGAAAU